Messenger RNA from Scomber scombrus (Atlantic mackerel), 1889 nucleotides. RefSeq lists its product as uncharacterized. Gene Ontology annotation, biological process: modulation of chemical synaptic transmission; monoatomic ion transport; synaptic transmission, glutamatergic. Bases 128 to 1510 code for a protein of 460 amino acids. Gene Ontology annotation, molecular function: transmitter-gated monoatomic ion channel activity involved in regulation of postsynaptic membrane potential; AMPA glutamate receptor activity. The transcript is spliced from 10 exons. Gene Ontology annotation, cellular component: plasma membrane; dendritic spine; postsynaptic membrane. The record is from RefSeq and is a predicted model, not a curated record. Lineage: Eukaryota; Metazoa; Chordata; Actinopteri; Scombriformes; Scombridae.
UGCACACAACUCUUCCCCUUACCCACUUGGAAGAUUUCUUGAGAAUUUCUUAUACACUUUCCUGGUGUCAUCCCUCGCACAGAAGUCAAGUUUUUUAAUCCACACUGCGCCUGAGGCUCGUGACAACAUGAAAGGCUGUGUAACUUUAAUCUUAUGUGUGACAGCAUGGUCAUUCACUGCAGAUGCCAAGGACUUGUCCAUCACCACUAUAAAGCAAGAACCAUACACCAUGAGCAAAGGCUCUGGAGGAGAGCUGGAGGGCUACUGCAUUGACCUGAUAUCUGAGCUCUCCAAGAAGCUGGGCUUCACCUACAAACUGCACCUGGUGAAGGACAACCGCUACGGAGCCAUGGACUCUAGUGGGAAUUGGAACGGCAUGAUUGGUGAGGUCAUCAAAGGGGAGGCUGACCUGGCUGUGGCCCCACUGACCCUGACUGCAAUGAGAGAGCAGUUUGUGGACAUGACCACCCCCUUCAUGCAAACAGGCAUUGGCUUCAUCCUGCGCAAAGACAUGGCUUUUGAACAAAGCGCCUUCAGCCUCUUGUCACCCUUCUCCACCGACAUGUGGGUGGGUCUACUCAUCGCAUUCCUGCUGACUGGUCUCUGCAUAUUCUUGGUGGGCAGAAUCAGUCCCUCUGAAUGGGCAGAGCCAGACGCAGAGGAGCACAGCUUCACGUUGCUGCACAGCUUCUGGUACAUCACAGGAGCUCUCACCCUGCAAGGUGCUGGUCCUCACCCUAAAGCACUGUCUGGACGUCUAGUCAGCGCCAUCUGGUGGCUGUUUGCUAUACUGCUGCUGGCCUGCUACUUUGCCAACUUCAACUCCAUUCUGCACUCCAAUAACAAACACGUCUCCAUCAAGAGCUUUGAAGACCUCGCCAACCAGGAUGUGAUAGAUUAUGGCACAGUGGAAGCUGGUUCCACCAUGCAUUUCUUUAAGAAUUCCAACAACCCCGUCUACCGGCGUAUCUACCAGCACAUGGAGCGUAAGAAGAGCUAUGUGUCCAGCAUGGAGGAGGGUUAUCGUCUUGCCCAGGAGGGAAACUUUGCCUUCAUCGGUGAAGCAGUGUCCUUGGAUUUGGCAGUGGCUCGCUACUGUCAACUGACCCGCUCCCAGGAAGUCGUAGCUAUGAGAGCCUACUCGAUUGCAGCACCUCUGGGUUCCCCAUGGGUUAAGAAUCUAACCAUCGCCAUCCUCCAGCUCAGUGAAUCCGGUGAGCUGACAUACCUACGGGACAAGUGGUGGGCCAGCAGCUGUAUGGGAGCUGAUGAGGCUCAAACCUCCGAGGCCCUGCAGCCCCACGACCUACGGGGCCUCUUUCUCCUCCUUGGCCUGGGACUGGGCGUCGGACUGCUGCUGGCCCUGCUGGAGCUCUUAUCCAAGGCCCGCAACCAAGCUAAGGACAGCAAGAAAUCAUGCUGCUCUGUGCUGACAUCAGAGCUGAAUUGGCGGUUUGGCAGCGGAGGGGAGAGCGCAGAGCAGGACACUACAGACAAAAGCAAAGCCUAAAGGAAAUGUUAAUAUUUUAACAACAUAGUGUCAAAAAUGUGGAUAAGCUGAGUGUUUUCUUCCUGUUCCAUCGAACAAACUAGCUUUACAUGUUUCCAUAGUAACGAUCAUGUGUUGUUUUUGUUCAGUGUGUUUUGUAUCCUUUAAGAAAAACUUAGUGGCCACCGGAAUCAUCAUCAUCAUCAUCAACUAGCAGCUGCAUUGUAUUAAGCAACAAACUAAGGGACUCACAACUUCACACUUUCUGCAGAUAUACUAAUACUUUUUGUGUAUUGAUUUGUUUACUGUUGAAUAUCAAUAGAUUUUUUUUGAUCAAAGGUUAUCAAAUGUCCAAAUGCCACCCCCUACUAAUUAAAAUGUAUCUCUUCAUGAUUCAUAA